This is a messenger RNA of Thyridium curvatum, 336 nucleotides long. RefSeq lists its product as uncharacterized. Bases 1 to 336 code for a protein of 111 amino acids. NCBI's taxonomy places the organism in Eukaryota, Fungi, Ascomycota, Sordariomycetes, Thyridiales, Thyridiaceae. The transcript has a single exon. The record is from RefSeq and is a predicted model, not a curated record.
AUGGUCUUUGGAUUUGCUUUCCGUUGUCUUCUUGUCAAGACCCUUGGGUGGCUGGUGGAUGUGGUGGCCAAGCUGCUCAAACUCACUCAGAUCUCCGUGCUACAAUUCACGGAAUUGGAUGGGCCGUGGGAGCUUACAGACGAAACUCUUAUGCUCAUGGCCAAGAUGCUGGCGAGCGGGUCGCGGCACCUGCGCUACAUCAACGUGUCACACCUCUUCUGGGAGGUCAACAGGGACCUCGACGGCAUCGUCCAGCUCAUCAAGCUCGGGCCGCGCUGGCAGCGCGGGAUCGAGCUGUUUGACAUGAUGAGGAGCCGCAGGUUGUAUUGGGAUUAA